Arachis ipaensis is the source of this 1037-nucleotide messenger RNA. Lineage: Eukaryota; Viridiplantae; Streptophyta; Magnoliopsida; Fabales; Fabaceae. The record is from RefSeq and is a predicted model, not a curated record.
GAUUUUGUCAAAACGUUGAUCGUGUCAUGGCAAGGUUUUGUGAUAUGCCAAAGGAUUGGAUGGAUCUACCGAGGUAUAGCGAAGAGUAUAUCAAUGGUGUUAUUAGUUUUUUAGACUUUGCAUACUCUGAGGGAGAACCGGACGGACGACAAAUUCAAUGUCCUUGUAAGAGGUAUUGUAACAUUAAUUGGUAUAGAAGAGAUGUGGUAUUCGACCAUUUAGUAGCCGACGGAUUUGUUAAGGGAUAUAGAACAUGGAUUAAUCAUGGCGAAUGGGCAAUCCCGAUGGCGGUUGACGAUGACACGGAUGAUGAAGAAGGUGCACGUGAUGACAUCGAAGGACUGCUUAAUGAUGCAUUUGGAGAUGUAUCUCAUGCUGAGGGUGUUACUGUAGGUCAAAAUGAAGAGGCUAAAAAGUUUUACAAUUUAAUAGAUGGGGCAAGUCAAGAGUUAUACCCGGGUUGCAAGAAAUUUUCUACAUUAUCUUUUACCAUCCGUCUGUACUUGUUAAAGUGUUUACACGGUUGGAGCAAUGCCUCCUUCACUUCACUUCUUGAGCUAUUGAAAGAGGCAAUGCCUGACAUUAACAUACCUUCAUCUUUCCAUAAGACAAAGUCUAUGAUAAGAGAUUUAGAACUAAAGGAUGAAAAACACUGUAGUGUGUGUGGAACUUCUCGAUAUACUGAAAAUUCCAGUGAUAAUAGCGAGAACCAACCUGACAAGAAAGGUCGUCUGAUUCCUGCAAAGACUCUGAGAUACUUUCCUCUAAUUCCAAGACUUCAGAGAUUAUUUAUGUGCUUAAAGACGGCAGCUAGUCUGAGGUGGCAUGAUGAGGAGCGCAUAAAAGAUGGGACGUUAAAGCAUCCUGCUGAUGGCUUGGCAUGGAAGAACCUUGAUGAAAUGGAUGAAGAAUUUGCAAAAGAAUCUCGCAACAUUAGACUAGGCUUGUCAAGUGAUGGGUUCAACCCAUUUCGUAGCAUGAACAUUUCAUGGAGCACGUGGCCCGUGAUGCUGAUGAUAUACAACUUGCCUCCGUAG